Molecule: messenger RNA, 998 nt
Organism: Sceloporus undulatus (fence lizard)
Lineage: Eukaryota; Metazoa; Chordata; Lepidosauria; Squamata; Phrynosomatidae
Gene: C6H15orf40
Product: chromosome 6 C15orf40 homolog
Exons: 4
Coding region: 54-485 (143 amino acids)
Cellular component (GO): cytoplasm
Source: RefSeq, a predicted model, not a curated record
UUAAGGCAAGGCCGCUGUGGCCACCGGAAGUGGAGGCGAGCAAGAGCGACGCCAUGUUGAGUGUGGCCUUCCCGGCUCCCAGUCGCCUCUUCAGGUCGUGGGUCCCUCUCCUGGAGGCCUCCAGGAUGCCCAAGAAGGGAAAGGCACAGAAUAAGGAAACGGUGAAAUCCUCAGUUUCCGGGAGCCCUGUGGCAACUGAUAAAAGUGGCUGUGUUACUAUCUCUGUUCAUGCCAAACCUGGAUCUAAACAAAAUGGUGUCACAGAUCUGAGUGCCGAGGCAGUGGGUGUCGCCAUUGCUGCACCUCCUUCUGAUGGAGAGGCCAAUGCAGAGCUGUGUCGCUAUCUCUCAAAGGUCCUUGAAGUGAAAAAGAGCGAAGUUGUAUUAGAGAAGGGUGGCAAAUCUCGAGAAAAAUUAGUGAAGAUUUUGGCACCAUUGACACCUGACGAAGUUUUAGAGAAGCUGAGAAAAGAAGCAGCCAGCUGAAGCCAUAAAUGAGCAAAGUCUUAGCAAGUUUGUUCACUGGAAGCAAAGACAAAUGAAGGUGUUACACAAGAGUACGUAAAAAUAGAUGACAGAGAACCUAACCGUGUUUCUACAGACAACUGCAAAGAUUAAUUUCAUGCAGCGGUUUUCCAUCUGUGGUCUAUGGUGAAGACUUGAAGAAAUAUGAACUAUUACAGAUAAAAUAGAAAGAAAGACAGAUAUUGAUCUCAAAGAGCAGGGGUUUUUUUUGCCAGUGAUAGAUAUCGUUUGUACAAAGCUACAUUACAAACUUUUGAGACAUGUUUAUGUAAGUUUGAGAUUUAGUAGCUGUGAUGAAAAUGUUCAUAGAUAAAAUGAAGACCAUGUUCAUGGGAAGGAAGAGUUGGAGUCAGUCAGUGUUACUGAGUGACACUGACUGAUGGAUUUUGGAAAGAUCACUGUAGACUAUUGAAAAUGAUUGUGCUUUCUUCUUCAAUUUCUGAGAAUAAAAGAAUUUGGUUAUUAUCAGAUAAA